This is a messenger RNA of Penicillium soppii, 1278 nucleotides long. RefSeq lists its product as uncharacterized. Gene Ontology annotation, biological process: transcription initiation at RNA polymerase I promoter; nucleolar large rRNA transcription by RNA polymerase I. Gene Ontology annotation, molecular function: RNA polymerase I core promoter sequence-specific DNA binding; TBP-class protein binding; RNA polymerase I general transcription initiation factor activity. Bases 1 to 1278 code for a protein of 425 amino acids. The transcript has a single exon. Gene Ontology annotation, cellular component: RNA polymerase I core factor complex. The record is from RefSeq and is a predicted model, not a curated record. Lineage: Eukaryota; Fungi; Ascomycota; Eurotiomycetes; Eurotiales; Aspergillaceae.
AUGGCGUCUACGCCUUCGGCUUCGGUUUUCUCCCUUCCACUACCGCCCUGGCUUCAACAAUCCGGUUCCCGCACGUCUCAGUAUGAUCGCAAACGCAAGAGCGUGGCGAGUGAAGACGGCCUGGAUGGCGAAACAACCGAUGCUGCAUCGGGCACAGAAUAUGAGCCUGCGGGCCCUUCCUUGGUACUGACACCAAACGAAUCCCAUCAAUAUCGAAUCGCUGGUUUCCCUUCUCAUCAAGAAUUACCACAAGGGCACUUCCCACAUGGGCCACUUAAAGAUAAAGGCAUAAGAAGGAAUACCACCGCACGCCAAAUAAAAGCCCUAGCGGACUUAUCCACUCCAAUCUACCCUCCUCAGUCAGUUCAGCAAGGCAACAUUCGCUUCCAACAUCUCGGGGCGCUGACGGCCAUCCUACAUCGAUGCAUGCUCCAAGGAGACUACGUUCGAGCCGGAAGAGCCUGGGGCUUGAUCCUGCGUGAAAAUUACAGAGGCUUCCAAAUGGAUGUCCGCAACGAAACAAGGUGGGGUAUUGGUGCUGAGAUCCUGCUGCGCCGAGAUCAACAGGAAACAUCCGCCAGUUUCGGCAACACGCCAGAUGAGGCGGAUAACACACCCUUGAAUUUUACAGCAAAGGGCUUUGCGGAAGCCAGAGAGUACUAUGAACGACUUAUUCUCAAUCAUCCGUUCUCUAAAUCUUCGCCUCAGUCAGUUUCUGCAUUGCAUUUCUAUCCUGCAAUGUUUGGAUUGUGGAUUUAUGUCACCCAGAACGAAAGCAAAAAGGCCAGGAAAGAUGCUGCUAUCCGCCAAGAAGAAGAGUCCGAAGAGUUUACUGAGGACGAAGGUUCGGAGUCUGAAUCCUGGCAGCAUCGAAAGCAGCAAAGCAAGAUAGAUGCUGCCAUCAGCUCAAUCAGAGCACAAGAGCUAGAACAGGCGCAGCAGAUUGCUACGCGCAUGGACCAGCUUCUUGCAUCUCCACCAUACUCCGAUUCACCUGAAUUGCUUGAACUCAGAGGAAUGGUCUCUCUUUGGAUUGGCGAUUUGUCAUUCUCCGCGCUCUCAUUGCCAGUUGACUUUGAUGGAGACUACAGCAAUGAUCAAAUGCUUAUCGAUGGAGCUCCAGGCUAUUUAGAGGUAAGGCGAGGACAUAGGCUUGCGACUGAAAGAAAAGCGGCCGAGCUCCAGAAAGCGGCCGAGCUCUUCGAGAAAGCUAAGAAACGCGGCAGGAGUGUCGCAUACAACCUAGAGAAUCUUCAUAUUGAUGACACUUCCAGCUAG